AUGAGCACUCCAACCGGAGUGCUGUCUCGAGCCGUGCGGGGCGGCUCGUACCGCUUCCUCCAGCGUCUGCUAACCUUUGCCGCCAACUCGCUAGUGCUUCGCAAAUUGCACCUUAAUGUGACGGGCGCUGUGACCGUCCGCCUGGAGCUGGCGCUGGCCUCCAUCUUCCUGUUGCGCGACGGAUUCCGCCUGGCAUUCCUGCGCAUGCCGUCACUCGACUCGAAAGCUCCAGGCAAUGGGAAAGCGCACAUACAGCAAUUGGUGAACGUCGCGUGGCUGUCGACGGCCAUCAGCUGGGCGGUAGCAGCACUUGUGCUCGUAUAUUCAGCAGUUGGAAGCCCAUCGGAGACUUUGAAAGGUGACGAGGCAUUGGACGGGUACUCGGCAGUGCUAGCAAUGUACUGCGGUGCUGCGAUGAUCGAGGCAUUGGCUGAGCCGAUGUUUGUACUGGCACAUGCCAGUGUGUUGGUGAGCUGGCAAGUGGCGGCUCAGAGUGCCGCCUUUUUAGUGCGAGCAGCAGUACAAUAUGUCGGGGUCGUGGUUCUGGAGUUGAGUUUGACUGCGUACGGAGUUGCAGAGCUGUCGUACGCGUUGACGCUGUUGAUAAUGUUCGCAGUGUUCUUCUGGAGAAGGGUCUACGGGAGUUCGAGUGGAGAGGAGAAGUUCGCAUUGACAAGUAUGCACCAGUUGCUGCCUGGUAAACCGGACGGAGAUGCGGACUGGUGUCACAACGAGUUGAUGGCGCUGCUGGUGCCACUGAGUGUACAGAGUGGAGUGAAGUAUCUUUUAGCGGAGGGAGAUAAAUGGGUGCUAACGGGCUUCGCGUCACUGCAGCACAUGGGGGUGUACGGGUUGGUGUCAAACCUCGGCUCUCUGGUGCCUCGCAUUGUGUUUUUACCUAUCGAAGAAGCCACCAAGACGAUCUUCAGCAAGCUGGCUCUUGCUCAGAAGCAGAAGAGCGAGGAUAACGACGACAAAGAGAGCAAGAAGAAGAGUCUGGUGGAUGGACAAACGCUGUUGUUGGUGUUGCUCAAGCUCAUGAAUCUGGUGGGAUUGGUGUUCGUGUGUUUCGGCACUAGCUACGCAAACACGUUGGUAUUGCUGCUGUAUGGAGCCGAGAAGGCUAGACAAGGUGUGGGCGCUGCGUUAUCUGUCUACUGCGUCUACAUCCCGUUCCUAGGUGUAAAUGGCGUCAGUGAAGCUGUGGUCCACGCCAUUGGAGACGACCACGAGUUAAUGCGACUCAACAAGCUUCUUGGUGUGUUCUUUGCCAUCUACGCGUUCAGUGCGCUCGUGUUCAUGCAAGUGCUCGACUGGGGAACUCUUGGACUCAUUCUGGCAAACUGCGUCAACAUGGCUUGUCGUAUCCUCUACUGUUUGACGUUCCUGGCUUCAUACUUCCGUCAAGUCAGUCCCAAGGCUCAUUCAAGUAAUAGUUUCCUCAAUGGAAUAUCGUUUUGGCGUCGAUCACUUCCUGAUCGGCUCGUUAUGGCCGCUUUCUUCUCGUCAAUGGUGCUAACAGCCAUUUCCCAGCGUGUACUGCUGGGUUCCGCGUCGAUCUCAUUGGUGCGGCACGCGUUGCAUGUCGCUGUGGGGGUAGUCUGCUUUGGUGGAACGAUUCUCGCGCUCUACAUCAAGGAGCGACAUCUUCUAGGCGCUCAAUUGAAAGCUCUCCGAGGCCAAAGCAAGGCUCACGACGACUAG
Molecule: messenger RNA, 1704 nt
Organism: Phytophthora nicotianae INRA-310
Lineage: Eukaryota; Oomycota; Peronosporomycetes; Peronosporales; Peronosporaceae
Exons: 1
Coding region: 1-1704 (567 amino acids)
Biological process (GO): dolichol-linked oligosaccharide biosynthetic process; glycolipid translocation
Cellular component (GO): endoplasmic reticulum membrane
Source: RefSeq, a predicted model, not a curated record